AUGGAAGGCCGAGAAACCCCAAUAGAGCAGCAUCAACAAAUAGAACGAGACGAGAUGAAGCCACAAACUAACGGUGACCACCGAACGCCUUCCGGUACCAACUCCUCCCCACAACAACCUCCAAAAAAACGGACUCGUUACACUGAGCCCCCAAUCUGGGCGCGGAGCGUGCUUGGGCGUACGAAGGGCAGUUACGGCUCAAUAAAGGUCAACCAAAAAGCGAACGGAAAUCGGCCUGUAGUGAAUAUUCCAGCUCCGGCCCCCCCUCCACCGGCUGCUCCUCCACCAGUUGCCCCGCCACCUGCUGCCGUUGAAAUCAAUGGGCAUGGUCAUAUACCCCCACCCGUAGCUCCGAUAGAUGAUCCCUCUAGAAUCCUUGGGCCAUGGGAGAAGAGUAUCACUGGGAAGAAACCUUUCGAGCACAUGACGAAGAUUGUAGCUGACUGGCUAUAUCUGAAUGUCGUCUCAAGGAACGAUAUUGGAGAAUUAGCCAGCCGAGGGGUGGAGAUAGAAAUUGAAGCAAAGCUAGGUCAGCUUAUCAACAAGGACACCAACGAAAGAUACUACUUGCCAGUUCUGUCGGAGUGCGUUCUUGCGGAAAAUGCACGGGUCGGGUUCAGAAGUUCCAUGACAGAGCUGCAACACCGGAGCCUGAAUGAUUUCUUGAAUCAAAAAGUUAAAGAGACGCACCCACAAAAUCCAGGUGCCCAAAGGCGAGUCCCAAUCGAUUAUCUCCAUCGACGAGAAACGGAUAAAUUCUUCGAGCUUCCACCUUCCCAUAUAAACUCGUUGCCUCCCGUCAUUCGAGAGCGGCUCAAUCCUCGCCAUGCUAUCAAGGUUCGAGUGACAUACGCACAAGAACCGAAAGAACAAAAGACGAUUCUGGCAAAGAUUAUCAAAGCCAGGAUUGCAGAUAUCGACAUUUAUAACCCCAAUUUGCCACUUGACUGCCGAAUCAGCAUCAACUUCGAAAUGCAAUACGAAGGUGAAGUCGAGGACUUGAAGGCCGCAAGUAUAGAGAAUCGAAUUCCAGAUCGGAAUAAAGAUCGGUUGAGCUAUAAACAGUCUCAUUAUCAAAUCGAUCUCACUCAGGUAACCCAAGUUACGUCAGUAAAUGGUGUCAACCGGACAGACAAAGAACACGAACUGGAAAUCGAAGUCUCGACCGCCGCAAUCAGAGAACAGGGACGACGGGCCGCGGCUGGCGAGCCGAACGAGUAUGUUUCACUGGUUGAAGGCUUGCUCGAUAAUGUGAGGGUUUUAUCAAGAGCUGUCCCUCCACCUUAA
Amorphotheca resinae ATCC 22711 is the source of this 1287-nucleotide messenger RNA. RefSeq lists its product as hypothetical. Gene Ontology annotation, biological process: polynucleotide 5' dephosphorylation; 7-methylguanosine mRNA capping. Bases 1 to 1287 code for a protein of 428 amino acids. Gene Ontology annotation, molecular function: polynucleotide 5'-phosphatase activity. The record is from RefSeq and is a predicted model, not a curated record. NCBI's taxonomy places the organism in Eukaryota, Fungi, Ascomycota, Leotiomycetes, Helotiales, Amorphothecaceae. The transcript is spliced from 3 exons. Gene Ontology annotation, cellular component: mRNA capping enzyme complex.